Thermothelomyces thermophilus ATCC 42464 is the source of this 3085-nucleotide messenger RNA. RefSeq lists its product as uncharacterized. The transcript has a single exon. Bases 193 to 2892 code for a protein of 899 amino acids. NCBI's taxonomy places the organism in Eukaryota, Fungi, Ascomycota, Sordariomycetes, Sordariales, Chaetomiaceae. The record is from RefSeq and is a predicted model, not a curated record.
UUCCUCCAGUUUCCCGUCUUCCUCGUCCCGUCACAUCCGCGCCCAAAGGAACACCCUCGCCUUCCUUGUUGGAUCCCCCUCCUUCCUGCUUGAAUUACAAGGCCCCCACGCAGUGUUCUUUCACUUGAUUAACCGUCUACCAUCACCUUGGUGUCUCUGGAGAGUCGAUCAGCUGACGAUAUUUCUACCGUAAUGGAAGCGCAGACCACCGAGUCUAGAGAACCAAGAGUGAUUCUUACAAACACCGAGAGCGGCGAUACCACUAUCACUCCCUCUCCUGCCGAGCCCCUCACUGCCUCUGUUCUGAGUCUUCGAUUUCCCAGACCGCAGGGAAGCGAGCUCGUUGCCAAGUGGGUUUCGAACAGCUCCGCGGACAUUCGUCAGCCCUCCGACAUGUCGGAUACCGGCAGCUUGGCCGAGUCGGCCUACGAAGUGAUCCAUGGCACCGACACUGAGAGUCAAGAUGAUCGCCUGACCGAGUCGACCUGCUCGCUCUCCCGUUCUCGACCGGAGGAUGUGCACAGCUUAGACGGGUCUACCGACCAUUACAAUACCGACUCGGAGGACGAGGCUGACCAGUUGUCACAUGCGUCAUCAAUCAAGUACGCCGAUCAAGCCCUGCAAAACCCAUCGACCCAGCUCGCUACAAGCGCCCUGGAGAAUGGUUCGUCCACUGAAGGACUGGGCCUCACCGUCCGUUCGAUCCAGUUGCGGGAGUCAGACGCCGACGACCCUGUUCUUGCUCAGAGCAUAUUCGCCAAGCAUGUCAUACGGGAGUUCAGCGAGGAAGAGUCCGCCGAAAUUGCGGAAAACCUAGCCCUGCCGAACGCACCGAGGCACUUGCUUGCCUCGAUCCGCCAAACCAUGUCCCAGUCCUACCUCUCCAUCCAAGAACCGUUGAGAAUCCUGUACGUUGGCCGGGCAGAGGCCCAAAGGGCCAUCGUGCUCAAGAUCUGUAGCGCUAUCUGGGCGUCACCACUUUCCAAGCAUCAGGACGACCUCCACCGCUACCGAGAAGGAAUAUACAAUAUAGUCCCCAUCUCUUCGUUCGGUCCUGAACCCGAGCUUGACCUGAUGGAAGCUUCACAGUUUCAGAUUAAGGUCGAACACUGCACCUCCGCCGAGGAAGUGACAUACCAAGGACCCCAGACCCCCGGUGAUGCCGCAUAUUCCAUCGUCAUUGAACAAGAAAAGGCCUACUUGUCCAUCGCUACCACAGAUGGUGCUAUCGUUGAACCGAAAUGGGACCUCCCUCACAUUGCAAUCUUCUACACCUGCGCGGACGAUUGCGAGGAAGACAGCGCGACAAGACAUGCGGCGUGGUCAUUCAUGCAACGUCACGGCGUGCCGUCCAUUUUCAUCGCGGAGCAGCAGGAGUUCCGCGACCCUUCUUGGGGGAUGUAUAUCGACGAGCACUCGGUCCACCUCUGCUUAGAGUCCCGAGACCCGGAGAAGCAAAUGUCUCCUUGGCGUUUUCCCGUGGACUUCGCGUCGUUUACGAACAUUGACGCCAGACAGUUGAACCGCAACCUAGCCUAUCUGACCAAGUUGGUGGAAGCUGAAGACAACACGGGUCGAAGCCCUGCACGGCCUACUGCGACACUGGAGCUACAACCGGAAGUGCGGGCUAGUUUGAAGAAAACGAGGCGAUCCCCAAGGUGGUCAUUCGAUACAUUGGAACUCGCUCGGUACUUCUGGUCUGUUUUCCCCGCCCUUUUGCUCCUUGCCGGACCAUUCUUCGCCCUCUCCAUGGUAGACUGGUUACGGCCGGGCGGACUCCCCCUCUUCCACCCAUCCUCUUCUGUGGGCAUCUGUGUGCCCUCGGAAACUUACCCGGGCUUCACGACAAGCCGAAGCCCAACGGUGACGACAUCUACAAAGACGGUUGUCAUCAACGUCACCUCAACGAAGACCGUCCAGGUUGGCCAGACGCAGACGUCAACUAGUACUUUGGCCUCUGCGCUGUCUCUUGCUGGAUUUCUGUCCGACAAGCCCUCGGCUGUGCCCACUGACAUCGAGGCCAAUAACAAAAAGUCUUCACACUCGGACAAAACAAUGUGCUCCAUACGCGUCUACAGCGCAACCGAGAUAUUGCUGGAGAUCCCGAGCAAGAACAAAGCUGUGUGGCUUGCAAAGGGCGCAAUUGAUAUCGCUGUCCGCCGCAACAACAACCCCCUCAAAAUCAGGAUAUCUUCGGUAGACGAGGGGCUUCUUGUCGGCCUUGAACCGAAGGACGCCAAUGGUGUGCUUAAUAUCACGGUGAUCACAAACCGCCGGCCUAGAAUAAACGAGACGUUCGAAGUUGACUUCGGCAAGUCGACAGUUGCCGAGGUUACCGAAGCCAUUGAGGCUGGCCUGCGCAUAUUACGAGAUGCUCUCAGGGACGCACCAUGGAUCGACGACGGAAAGCAGUUACUGCAAGAUGCGCGCAAGUUAGGCAAGGAGUUCACGUCAGCGUUCGGCCAAACAUCCGAUACUGCUCGACGUCGUACUGCCGAUGCAAUCGGGAAGGCUUGGGUGAAUGCGCGAGAACAAUUGGACCGUCAGCGUGAGGCUGCCAAUAUCUUCCGCGAGGAGUUCGACCUCUCAAUUCUUCAAGCCCAGAUUGCUUCCAGGCUAUGGUGGCUGAAGAUACAAGGGAAGGUAGAGGAGUACACCGAAUACAAACGAAACGCCUCUAAGUUUCUCCGGUUGCGGCAUAAGGAGCUCGCUAAGGACCAAGGGGCUAGGACUGGUUCACCCAGAGAGAUGAAGCCGUACAGCUGCUCUCGAGGGGGGUCGUAUGCACCCUGGAAAUCAAACUGUGGUAAACGGGACGCUGCCGAUGCAGCAUCGCCUCAGCAAGACGGCGCGUGGGAGAUCCCGUGGAGAAAGCUCAUGGGAGGAUCAUAGUCCCGGUUGUCGGCCUGAACAAACUAUUCGUUGCUUUCGGGUGGGUGGAUAUACGGAUUGGCACGCAGGUGUGAGCAAAGGGAUCCUGGCCCGCAACUGGACGGAUAGCCGCCCAGAAUUCGGGGUAAGGGGUAUGGAGUUUUGCUUUUGUGCUUGGGCUCGGUGUUACUACAUGUUCUAUCUAUCGCUUGGG